AUGGUUGUAUCAUACAACAUUUUACGUCUAGAUAAUAGUUACGUUUUCCAGGUUGAAGCUUACAAAGAUGUAAACAACAAUGAUAAUAAGAAAUUCUUUAAAUUUAAUGAUGAGAGAAUUCCGUUUGAGGAAUUUAAAGUUGGACAACUUGAGAGGCUUAUCUCUCUUGACAUCGAUGAAAGUGCGCUUAAUCCUAGAUCUACUGAAGCAGAUAUUAAAAACCUUGGAGGCAUAAUUAUAAAACGUCAACGCAAGUUUAUUAAAUAUUUCAAUAUGGAUAUGAACCUACGGAGGAAGAUAACAUCAGCAUUGUUGCCGUCAACGACAACCACCAAUUCUCAUUGGUCACCACUUGAUACGUUGUGGGAUCGCAUUUAUAAAGAUGGGUAUAAGGUAAUCAUUCUUGAACGGAAUUUUAUAAAUCGUGAGAAAGGUGUUGAUAACGCAGUUGGGCACUAUAUUGAUGAGGUGAUCUUCACCAAGACUCCCGCUACAAUUGCGCUUGUCUCGGGUGAUAAAGAUUUUUACUGGAAUAUUAAGGUAGCCCUGGAACGAAACUGGAAUUUAGAAAUAUGGUCCUGGAAAAGGGGCGCAUCAUUUAAUGACAAUAUUCAUUCUCCAGGAGUGUCUCACUAUGUAUUGCCACCGAAUCUUUAUACCACUUUUAUACCUCUUGAUAAUCUUUACAAGAAUUUUGCAUGGUGUUAUGAUAAAGAUAAUACUGGAGAAAUGAGAGUCCUUAGGAUUACUGACGGAGAUGCAAUCCGUAACUGGAGCAAUGAUGACGUAAUGGAGUGCUUUGUUAAUUUAAAUUUAUUCGGUUGGUGGCAUCGUGAAUACCCGGGGUCCUUGCUUUUAUAUUUUCGAAAUGAGAAUGAUAAGCGAAGUGCACAGGCCUGUUUCAAAAAUAAAAUGAAAAUAAAUACGCAAUUCCGAUUUAUUCGAUGGCUUUGGGAAAUUUCUACUCCAAGAUGGACAGUUGAAGCUCUUAACCUUAAAGAACUUUAUCCAAGAUGGUGGUAUGAAAUUCAUAUAUCACCAUUAAGUUAUACCUUUAGCUUUUCGGAUUAUCCAAUCUGUUUGAGAAAUAUCGCAAUAAUUUCUGUGUCAUGGACCGUUGCCGCCUUCUUCGCCAUGAAAACUAAUCAAAGAGAUUAUUAUCCUUUGGUGGCGGAAAAAACAGAAACGUUAAUCUAG
Messenger RNA from Funneliformis mosseae, 1197 nucleotides. The record is from the annotation of a GenBank genome assembly. NCBI's taxonomy places the organism in Eukaryota, Fungi, Glomeromycota, Glomeromycetes, Glomerales, Glomeraceae.